AUGAAGCUCCAGGUGUUUUGGAUUGGGCUGGAAUACACCUGCCGGCUCCUAGGCAUUACCACUGCUGCAGUACUGAUCGGCGUGGGCACUGAGACCUUCCUCCAGGGACAGUUCCCAAGUCUGGCUUUCUAUCUGCUGUUUACAGGAGCCGCCAUCUCUGUGUGUGAAGGUGCCUACUUCAUGGCUCAGCUUCUCGCCACCUGCUUCCAGUGUCAGCCAGGCUCCCUGGCCUACAGGGUAAGGGAGAAGGCCUGCUGGUUGGGCUGCUUCCAGAAGUUCCUGGCCUACCUGCUGCUGUCUGUGGCCUGCUUCCUCCACCCAGUCCUAGUCUGGCAUGUAACCAUCCCAGGCUCCAUGCUCAUCAUCACUGGCCUGGCGUACUUCUUACUGAGCAAGCGGAAGAAGAGCAGAGCAGCCUCCCAAGGGCUCCCCUCCCCCGAGCACUACACUGACCCCUCCAGCAGUGCUGUGAGCACCACUGGUUCUGGGGACACUGAGCAAACCUAUACUUUCCAUGGGGCCUUUAAGGAGGGACGGGGCUCCCUCUUCAUCCACAUGAAGAGCAUCUUGAAGGGCACCAAGAAACCCAGUUCCUGUCAGCCCCCAAACACCCUAAUGGAGCUGACCCUGAAGCCCACGGACACACUGGCCAAGAAGAAGCAGGUGCACUUUGAGGAGAAUGUGGUGAAGAUCAUCCCAUCACUUGCUGAGGACCUGGAUGAUGGGGACAGUGAUCCAGAAGAGACCACCUCAGACACAACUCCCAUCAUACCCCCGCCCCAAGUCCCAGUCUUUAUGUCUUCACUAACAGCCACAGGUCUCUUCUGA
Chrysochloris asiatica (Cape golden mole) is the source of this 828-nucleotide messenger RNA. RefSeq names its product transmembrane protein 72 (gene TMEM72). NCBI's taxonomy places the organism in Eukaryota, Metazoa, Chordata, Mammalia, Afrosoricida, Chrysochloridae. Bases 1 to 828 code for a protein of 275 amino acids. The record is from RefSeq and is a predicted model, not a curated record. The transcript has 5 exons.